AUGCUCGGCAUGGCAGUCAAGCGACAUAUGGAUGACACGACGACUGGCAUUAUCAUCAGCUCAACGUUGAGCUGCACCUUGGAGCCCAUAGCCUUUCAGCCAAUUGAUCCCAUAACAGGGGAGUAUCUUCCUGUCAAGCUCACACAGAAGCUCUUUGGCGACCGCGAUGACUUUAUGACACCCGAGGAAUCGAACACUGAAGCUAGCCCUACCUUGCUCUUCGACGUCCCUAAGAGCGAGCUUACGGGAUACGAGGAAUUUGCGGAGGACGAUUUCAUAGUUUAUCGUCAGAAACUAGGAGUGAUUCGGGCUAUUGAACACGAUGCUGUCUUGCUUCUUCCAAAUUCGGAGGUAGUCUCUCCCCUUAGCACUGCAGCUCUCGAACUUCCUCUCUGUGCAGAUCCUAAGGUUACCAUCUCGAUGCCAGAAACGAAAUGCCGGGACCUGGGAAACGGCCAAGUUGUGCGGACGAUGUACACGGAAGAUAUACAGCCUGGCCAAUCUGUUCUUAUCGAUCCAUUGAACCUCUACCGGAACAAGCUCUCUGCUGAGUACCGAGGGCGAUCAAUAAGGGCGCAUAUGCUCGCUGCACCGAUAGAGGAUAUUCAUAUUGACUGGCUGUGUCCCAAUGUGUUCUCUAGCAAACCCCAGGAGUGUGGCCCAAAUCGCGAAGUGUUAAGGUUGUCUACCUUACAGGGAAAUGCUGUCAAGUGCGAUUUCGCGCAACCAUCGGGUGAGGAAUCCCUGGCGUCGGGCUGCGAAUCCAUGCUUGCCAUCGGAGAGCGUGUCCGGUUCCGCGACCCUGCGGACGCAGCGACCAAAUAUCCGGGAUAUCAGCAUCUUCCCUCAGACCAGACUUUCGGCCAUGACCUGAACAUCUUUCGGAUUGCAUCAACCAAAACCGAAGCUGUAGUUCGAUGGCAAGAUGGGAGCUGCACUACCGAGGCUAGCAUUUCACUACGCCGUUAUCACGCACCAGAGGACCAUCUGUGGCCUGGCAAAUAUGUUGUCCUGAAAGAUGGUGUCGUGACCGUGACCGAGUCACCUCCAGGCCCCAGUCAUAGCCGAGCGACAGACACACUACGGGUGCAGAAAGUCGGGGUAGUACAGGCAGUUGAUAACCGAGAGCAAAUCGCGUCUGUGCGCUGGUAUAGAAAUCCACGUGUUGAGCUGAUCUGCAAAGGAAGUGCAUUGGGCCCUCACUCAUCUUUGGGUCAUCUGGAAGAAACAACCACAACGGUCUCCGUUUACGAGCUCGCCACAUUCCCUGCCUUUAACAGGUCGCUGAAUGACUUGGUGAUCCUUGCGCCGUCAACCAUUGACCAGACAGCGAUAUCCCCAUCACAUGAGCAGGAGAGCAUUAUAUCAAGUCCAACGAAGUCCUUCACCCAUAAUACCUUUUUACGAUAUGCGCACUACCUUCAUUCUAUAAAGUCGGCAAUGGUAGAAUCCGAGUGGUUCAAGAAAACGACGACCAUCCGCGCGCCUCGAUUGCGUCGUCGGUACAGCAUACAAAGCGAUGAAUCUACUCUGUCUGUUCACUUUGUUGGUAAGAUUGUUGCGAUGGAUCUCAACGGCGAGAUCACUGUUCGACUUCCAGGCCACAACAGCUGCCGCGACAUUCGAGUGCCGUUGGAGAGGAUCAUGAUGGUGAUCCCUUCCGAUGAUCAAAUACCAAAUGAUUCCUUGAUCUCGCCUUAUGAAGGCAACCUUGACGAGAAUAGUAGUGAUAGUGAAUGGGACACCGAAGACGAAAGCGACGGCUCUCUGAAUUCGGAGGAGCUUACUUCUCCGUCCAGGGCGACUGAUAUUGGGAGUUUGGAAGAGGUUACGACGACGAGCAAGCCCGAGUUCCAGUUCGAUAGGUCUCAGUUGCCCUCUGAGCGAGUACCUGUCGCUGGCGACACUUCUACACCCAUAGUCUAUAUUACCGCGCCGACAUCAUGUCCUCCAAACUUCGCCGUGUUGGAAGAUCCGCCUCCCUCCAAUCAUUAUUUUAUUACCCGCACGUAUUCGGGUUCACUCAGGACAUGUAUGAAACGCUUACAAAAAGAGUAUGAGGUCCUUCAAUCUUCUCUACCUUCCGGGAUCUUUGUACGGACAUGGGAGUCUCGGAUGAACCUGAUGCGUGUGAUGAUGAUUGGCCCCGAAGGCACCCCAUAUGAGCAUGCUCCUUUUGUGAUAGACUUCUGCUUCACUCCGGACUUUUCCCGUCAGCCUCCGUUAGCGUUCUUCCACUCGUGGACUGACGGGCAAGGGCGCAUAAAUCCUAACCUGUACGAGGAUGGCAAGAUCUGUCUCAGCAUCCUAGGAACGUGGCCGACGCGGAACCCCGACGAGAGCUGGAUACCUGGAAAAUCGACCGUCCUCCAGAUACUCGUCUCGAUUAUGGGACUCGUCUUGGUCAAGGCACCAUUUUACAACGAGGCUGGAUACGAACUUCUUGCGUCUGAAGACAACAAACGAGUCGAAUCUCUCCAGUACACGGAGAGGGCAUUUAUAAUGACACGCAAAUUCAUCCUGCAAGCUUUACAAAACCCAAUUUGUGGCUUGACGGAUGUCCUAUUCUGGCAUUACCUACCUGACAGUUCCUCAAAUCGUCCACAGCUACUUAAGAGAGUCAUCAAGGAGGCUGUCCAAAUGAUCCAGCAUUCCAGUAGCACAUCUCCCAACGGGGACUGUCAGAAACCGAUGGCAUCGGAAUUCUUACCUCGACUCAGCCUGGGAGCUGUUGUCAUGCUCAAGAGGCAUGUUGCUGCUCUACAGAAGCUCGAAUCAAAUGUUCAGUCUUCGCAGAGCCCUCAAAUUACGGGUUAA
This is a messenger RNA of Aspergillus calidoustus, 2817 nucleotides long. Lineage: Eukaryota; Fungi; Ascomycota; Eurotiomycetes; Eurotiales; Aspergillaceae. The record is from the annotation of a GenBank genome assembly.